Syzygium oleosum is the source of this 979-nucleotide messenger RNA. RefSeq names its product probable leucine-rich repeat receptor-like protein kinase At1g35710. Gene Ontology annotation, molecular function: protein binding. NCBI's taxonomy places the organism in Eukaryota, Viridiplantae, Streptophyta, Magnoliopsida, Myrtales, Myrtaceae. The transcript has a single exon. Bases 16 to 813 code for a protein of 265 amino acids. The record is from RefSeq and is a predicted model, not a curated record.
ACCAUCCCCCAAAUCAUGGUUUCUUCCUUAUCGCUGUCCCACCACUCUCCUUUAGGUGCCUUCUUGUUCUUCUCGCUUUUCUUGGUGGACACCACUUUAUUUUAUGGUGCAGGCGUUUUUGCGUCAUCCACUUCUUCUUUCACUGUCAAAGUGAUUGAGAAUAAGGAUGAAGCAGAAGCUCUCUUGAAUUGGAAAUCUGCUCUUGACAACCAUAGCCAAUCUCUCCUCUCUUCAUGGCACGGCAACAGUCCUUGCGGCUUUACUGGUGUCUCUUGCAACGACUACGGAGUCGUCGCCCAUCUAAAUCUUUCCUAUCUUGGUUUGAGAGGUACUCUGGACGGCCUUGACUUCUCCCGCUUAACCAAUGUGGUUAGCUUGGAACUUGGCAACAACUCGAUCUAUGGCUCCAUACCCUCAAGUGUCGGUAACCUUUCCAAACUCAACUCUCUUGACCUUUGUGGCAAUGAACUGUCCGGGGACAUUCCUCCAAGUAUUGGUAUGCUAGAGAGUCUUCAUUCUUUGUCCCUAUGUGCAAACAACCUGAGUGGUCACAUCCUUCAGGAGAUCGGACGGUUGGAUUCUCUUUUGAAACUUGAUCUUUCCAUAAACGCUCUCACCGGUUCUAUCCCUGCUUCACUAGGGAACUUGAGCAGCCUUAAUUAUCUUUAUCUGUGGAAAAAUCAACUUUCAGGAUUCAUUCCUAUUUCUCUUGGAAAAUUAGGCAAUUUAAUCGAAUUCGACAUUUCGCAGAAUAACAUUUCUGGUUCAAUUCCGAGAGAGAUAAGUGACUUGAGGAAUUUGAAGGCUCUUUGAUUAUGGCAAAAUGGAUUUUCAGGACCCAUACCCUCAGAAAUCGGAAAGCUCACUUCCCUUGUUGAACUUGACCUAUCAUCCAACAAUCUCACUGGCUCAAUACCUCCUUCUGUUGGAAACUUGACAAGUUUAUCUAUUCUUAACCUCUUCCAACAUAAUUUGAUCG